Molecule: messenger RNA, 2173 nt
Organism: Molossus molossus (Pallas's mastiff bat)
Lineage: Eukaryota; Metazoa; Chordata; Mammalia; Chiroptera; Molossidae
Gene: CNR1
Product: cannabinoid receptor 1
Exons: 2
Coding region: 129-1544 (471 amino acids)
Biological process (GO): G protein-coupled receptor signaling pathway
Cellular component (GO): membrane
Molecular function (GO): cannabinoid receptor activity
Source: RefSeq, a predicted model, not a curated record
AGUUGCAUGAUGAACACAGAUGAGAGCUUUCAUUCCUGCAAAAAAGGAUGCCGUGUCUCCACCAGUGGUUCUCUGCUGCCAGUCUCUUUCUCAGUCAUUUGAGUUGGGCCUAACUGAAGACAGAGGUUAUGAAGUCGAUCCUAGAUGGCCUUGCAGACACCACCUUCCGCACCAUCACCACAGACCUCCUCUACGUGGGCUCGAAUGACAUUCAGUACGAAGAUAUCAAAGGCGACAUGGCAUCCAAAUUAGGGUACUUCCCGCAGAAAUUUCCUUUAACUUCUUUCAGGGGAAGUCCCUUCCAGGAAAAGAUGACUGCAGGAGACAGCCCCCAGUUAGUCCCAGCAGACCAGGUGAACAUUACUGAAUUCUACAACAAGUCUCUCUCAUCCUACAAGGAAAAUGAGAACAUUCAGUGUGGGGAGAACUUCAUGGACAUGGAGUGCUUCAUGAUUCUGAACCCCAGCCAGCAGCUGGCCAUCGCUGUGCUGUCCCUCACACUGGGCACCUUCACGGUCCUGGAGAACCUGCUGGUGCUGUGCGUCAUCCUGCACUCCCGCAGCCUCCGCUGCAGGCCUUCCUACCACUUCAUCGGCAGCCUGGCGGUGGCAGACCUUCUGGGGAGUGUCAUUUUUGUCUACAGCUUCGUUGAUUUCCACGUGUUCCACCGCAAAGACAGCCCCAAUGUGUUUCUGUUCAAACUGGGCGGCGUCACAGCCUCCUUCACUGCCUCGGUGGGGAGCCUGUUCCUCACAGCCAUCGAUAGAUACAUAUCUAUUCAUAGGCCCCUGGCCUAUAAGAGAAUCGUCACCAGGCCCAAAGCCGUGGUGGCGUUUUGCGUGAUGUGGACCAUAGCAAUUGUGAUCGCUGUGCUGCCUCUCCUGGGCUGGAACUGCAAGAAACUGCAAUCUGUUUGCUCAGACAUUUUCCCACUCAUUGACGAAACCUACCUGAUGUUCUGGAUCGGGGUCACCAGUGUGCUGCUGCUGUUUAUCGUGUAUGCAUACAUGUACAUUCUCUGGAAGGCGCACAGCCACGCGGUCCGCAUGAUUCAGCGUGGCACCCAGAAGAGCAUCAUCAUCCACACGUCCGAGGACGGCAAGGUGCAGGUGACUCGGCCGGACCAAACCCGCAUGGACAUUAGGCUGGCCAAGACCCUGGUCCUGAUCCUCGUGGUUUUAAUCAUCUGCUGGGGCCCUCUGCUUGCAAUCAUGGUGUAUGAUGUCUUUGGGAAGAUGAACAAGCUCAUUAAGACGGUGUUUGCCUUCUGCAGUAUGCUCUGCCUGCUGAAUUCCACCGUGAACCCCAUCAUCUAUGCUCUGAGGAGCAAGGACCUGAGACAUGCCUUCCGGAGUAUGUUCCCCUCGUGUGAAGGCACCGCACAGCCUCUUGAUAACAGCAUGGGAGAGUCGGACUGCCUGCACAAACAUGCAAACAAUACCGCCAGCGUUCACAGGGCCACGGAGAGCUGCAUCAAGAGCACGGUCAAGAUUGCCAAGGUGACCAUGUCUGUGUCUACAGACACGUCUGCUGAGGCGGUGUGAGCCUGGCGCCUCCUGGGCUGCACAGGAAAAGAAAUUCUUUUUUUUUUUUUUAAAGCUCAAAAUCUAGAAGUGUCUGUCGUCUCAUCGGUUAUAUUUUUUAAGUUUAUCAUGCUCACUGAAAAGGUGAUUUUCACCAUGAUCGGCUGUCUGUUCACUAAUGUCUUGAUAGUGUAGAUUCUCAUGCUCAGUUCUCCAGAGAUUUACAGUGAAGAGAGCCUGUUGCUUAAGUGACUGGAAGGUCCUUCAGAGUCUCAGUGAAAUAGGGGGGAAACCUCUCCUACACCAUUUGAAGUCUAAGUACCAAUAGAAAAAUGCCAUCAAAUGAGCAAUGCCUUUGUAACCACAAUGUUCAUUAUAAUGUGAAAUGUAUCUGUACUUCAGUAUCAGUCAGAGCUGUCCAUUUUUAAAAGUUCUAGUGCUAAUGUAGAGCUAUUUUGUAAAAUGUAUUGUGUCCUGUGAGAUGUGUAUCAGUGUUCACUAUGUGUUGUUUAUAUUUGUCUAGUUCAGCAAAACUGGAAAGUAGAAUUUUAUGAAAACAGUGGAAUAUAAGCAGUUGAUAUAUGCCAAUGAGACCACCUUUUUAAAGAAUAAUGCCCAUGAUAUAACUUUAGAAACCUUAAUAUUUUUUC